Messenger RNA from Penicillium brevicompactum, 567 nucleotides. RefSeq names its product DUF3237 domain-containing protein. Lineage: Eukaryota; Fungi; Ascomycota; Eurotiomycetes; Eurotiales; Aspergillaceae. The record is from RefSeq and is a predicted model, not a curated record. The transcript has 4 exons. The coding region runs from base 1 to 567 and encodes 188 amino acids.
AUGUGGCACCAAACUUCCACUCAAGGAUGGGCAGCCGGCUUGCUGGCUAUGGCUUCGUGCUUCUCAUGGCUGCCCGGUGUCGUCGCAAGUCCACCAGCGGCCCCAGAGCUCUCUUUUCUCUACACGGCAUUCGUAGAAUGUGAAGGAGAUCUAAUGGAUACAUCUAUUGGACCACAUGGGCAGAGAAAGGCUAUCCCCAUUGUCGGUGGAAACUUCACUGGACCCCAUCUUUCAGGCAAAAUCGAAAAUGUUGGGGCUGACUGGGGUCUCACUGAUCCCCGAACCAACAUUUUCUCAGCUGAUACUCGAUACAAUCUUCGCACCGACGAUGGAGCGGAUAUAUUCAUUCAGACUGCUGGACCCAAGGCCCCUGAUGGCCAUUUACAUCUUCGUUUGAUAUUCGAAACAGGAAGUCCCAAAUACUACUGGCUGAACAAUGUUCUUGCCAUUGGCGUACUGACAUCCGGGCUUCCAUCUAACGGGAACCUGAAGGUACUGCGAAUCGAUGCCUGGAAUUUUGCUUCUGACUGGAGCUCGACGAAUUUUGUCAACUCGACUUCGGUAUGA